CGUGGCCAUCAAUCAAAAUGCUAUCUGCAUCUCCGUCCUUCCUACCACCAUCUUCCCCAUGGAUACCGGUCUAUAUCGUUUGACUUUGGACGAUGGAGGAUCCCAUCAUUCAUCAUCGACUUAUCAGUCGCAAUUGGUAGAAGCCGCGCGCAAAAGAAUUGACGAUGAAAUAGCACAGCUGAAACAGACCAUCCAUAUUCUGAGCCGUCGGCGCAAUGGAUUGGCACCUGCAAACGGCUUGCCCGCCGAACUACUUGCAGAUAUAUUUACGAGAAACGCAUCCGCAUAUGAUGCGCGGUUAGGCGAACAGGAUGACCUUUCAUGGGCGAGAGUGUCUCAUGUUUGCCGAUAUUGGCGCAAUGCAGCGUUGGAGACUCCGCGUAUGUGGACACGGAUCACGGUCAAGAGCGAGCCGUGGACACGCUUGCUCCUCGAGCGCACGAAGAAUCUCCCCCUUGUGGCUCAUUUUGAUGUCCCGGUAGACUCCUCCCAUCCACGAAUGAGCGGAUUCAGGCUAUUAGCCAUGAACUCACCCCGCCUUCGAGAGCUUACCAUCUCAUUUUCCAAUGCGCGCACGACUCUCGGCACGAAGUAUAUGGUUUGGGACGCACUUGCACAUCCGGCUCCUCUCCUCGAGUCUUUUGUCAUUCAGACGCCUUUCCUAGACAACGUCAACGGUGUGCUGAACAACGUCCCUGCGCAUGCACCGGCUGGAGUUUUCGAUGGCCAGUUCCAUUCGUUGUGGCGUGUAGAAUUACAUCAGUGCUCGUGGUGUUGGUCCACGUCCCUCUUCUGCAAUACAGUCACUCACCUCGUACUCGACGGCCGUUGCGUCUCCUCGCAAACGCCUAUACAUCAGAUCUUCUCCGCUCUAGACUGCAUGCCUAUGCUUGAAGAAUUGGAGCUCAUCCACGUCACACCUCCGGUGCCUUGGGACUUCGAUCCUCGUACCAUCAAUGAGCCUCUCGUUUAUCUUUCACGCCUCAGCUGCCUCCGCAUCGACGAGCUGACACUCAACUGUGCAGCGAUUCUUUUUACCAUCUCCAUACCUGCUGACACGAAGCUGGUGUUGUUCUGCCAGCCUUUCAUGCGCUGUGACGAGAUACGCGCCAUUGGGGCGGCGCUCACGGCCAAGUUCGACCCUCAAUCUACCGCGGAACAUCGCAUGCUACAGAGCUUAUCGAUCGAAACCAACGCGACAGACACACUGCAGCUGAACUUCUGGACGGAUGUUCUCUCCCUGGAUGAGCUUCGCGAAGCAUCCGUCGGGGAAGCACUGCUGCAGCUUAACGUGGAGUGGGAGGGAAUGGUGGUGAACACCUUGCUGACCACCUUGAUGGAUGCGUGCAACACACUGCCGCUCUCGACCGUGCGCGCGAUGUACAUCUCAGAUUCAUUCCCACUGUCAGUGACGGCGUGGCUCGAUAUGUUUGGAUGCCCUCUGCGAGGCCUUACGGAGCUGUGGGUGACCGGGCAUUCGGCGACGCAUCUACCGCAGGCGCUGUUGAAGUACGCGUGUCUGCGGUGCCACUUCGACGAAGUGCAUGGUAGUACACCGGAGCAGGAAGCUAUGCCACAUGGGAAGCAACCAGUGCUGUUUCCUGCCUUAGAUGUGCUGACGCUCGAGGAGGUGGACUUUUCUGUCGACGUGCAGCCAGGGACGAACAAGACGUUGUGGCACCUUUUCGAGGAAGUGUUGAAUCUUCGACAAGAGGCUGGGGGCUGCCGACGGUUAUCAUUCAUCAAGUGUAGAAAUUUGGUCGGCGACCAGAUCUACGACUUGUCGGGACGCGCGGAAGUGACGUGGGAUGGAGAAUACCUUGAUUUUGAUCUGGAUGAAUACUAUACUUCGAGCUCGGAAGAGGAUUACGAGGAAUUUUAUGAGCGUGAGAAAGAUAAGGAAGGACCUGACAAGGAACACGGAGGAGGUGAAAAAGACGAUGAUUAGACAGGCGGAAAGUCUCACGAUGCUAAGGAUAGGAUAACGCAUGCUGUCUGCAAUACUAGUGUAUAAGACUGUCAAUUGAUAUCAGUGAGUCAUGCCCUUCUUGCCGCACCACCCGCUAGCCUGCUAGGACAAUCUGUAGCCGGGGUCAUUCAAAAUACGCUAAGCUGGAGCA
Laetiporus sulphureus 93-53 is the source of this 2120-nucleotide messenger RNA. RefSeq lists its product as uncharacterized. The record is from RefSeq and is a predicted model, not a curated record. Gene Ontology annotation, molecular function: protein binding. The transcript is spliced from 3 exons. NCBI's taxonomy places the organism in Eukaryota, Fungi, Basidiomycota, Agaricomycetes, Polyporales, Laetiporaceae. The coding region runs from base 59 to 1948 and encodes 629 amino acids.